CCCUGGCUGUCAGCGUAUUGACGUGCGAAGAUGGGUGAUUGUUGACGGCUGACAGUCAGUUCAAUGAACAGAACUCAAUCUCAUUAAAGGCCGUGCGAAACAAUUUCCAAAUGUUUUUGGAAACAAGAGAAAGUCGACAAUCAACAGUCACUGCGAAUCAGCAAAGCAUUUGAGAAUGUCAGAACAGUUCCCACAGCAGCGGCAGAUCACCAUGACUGAAGUGGUAGCAGGGAAGCCUGUUGCAAGCGUUGAAAGAAUCAAGAGGGUGUUCCGGACCUCCAUGCUGUUUCAUUUCAUCAACGUGCUCCUACAGGUGCUCCUCCACAAAAGUCACAACCUGCUCCAAGAGGAGAUCGCCCUGGCAGUGUACAACAUGGCCUCCGUGGACUUUGAUGCCUUCUACUCCUCCUUCAUGACCGAGUUCCUCAAUGGCUGCCAGAGCGUGGACGCCAACCAGCGGGCGGUGCUCUGCCGCAACUUUAAACUGGAGACUUAAUGAGACUUAAUGGGAAUGGGUUUAUAGAGUGGGAGUCUGGGGUAGGGUUUGGUAUACUGUAUUUCAUAGUAAAAGAGGUGGUGGUGGGGUAUUAGCCCAAUAUUAUAUGGUUAUGUGCUCUUGGAAUUAUCAGAGACUCUGGACUGAGAAAUACGAGUGGAAAACUGUGGUAGCAUCGUUGUAUCUCUUUCCAGUGGAAAACUGGAUGCUUACAGUAUGACAGGAUAUAAUUGUUUAAUUACUAUACAAUCUGUUGUGCAUGUGACUUUACAUAUGUACAACAAAAUGUCUAAACUUCCCAUGGCCCAUAUUUGGGAAUGGGGGAGGGCUUAUAAACAAACUCCCAUAUGCAACAUGCAAUUUACAUUGGCUCUUUUCCAAUAUAUACACUAGCACACACUGGUGGGAUGGUUCCAAUGGAUGUUACGGUACAUUGAAUGUUUGCAUGACUUCAAAUGUUUGAUUUCUUUGUAACCAGUGUCUCUCUCUCUCUCUCUCUCUCUCUCUCUCUAGGACUUGCCCUCCUUCACUCAGAGUGUGCACAGACUGGUAAACGACCUGCGUUAUUACAGAUUGUGUAAUAGCAGCCUCCCUACGGGCACUGUCAAGCUAUAGCACAUCACCCAUGGGCACGCUCCACACAGCUCAGAUUUUCAACAUUGGGGUCUGUCCAAACCAGUGCUGGCCGCUCCCCUCCUAUCUACCCCCUCUAUUGAGCCUCCCAGGGGGAUAGGAACUCCACAUGGGCUGGCCUGUCUUUUGGGUUGGGAGGGGUUUGGGUUGAAGAUUCUCUGAGAAAAGUACGGACUGGCGGUUGUGCUCUAGGACCUUCAUUUCUGCUGUAGAGGGUUUUUAUUAUUUCAUUUUUUAGCAACAGUGCCCUUGACUUGUCUGUUGCCAUUGAUGAUGACAAGGCCAAAUUGAUAUGCGGCAAGAUGGGCAGACCUGGUCUUGUCUAGACCCAAUUUAAAUCCAGAUUGAAGCGGUCUGAGCCAGGGCCAGGCUGGGAUUCAGCACUUUCCAACUCGAUUUUGAGUUUUUAAAACAAACGUGUACGUUUUUAUUGAUCUUGCCUUCAGUUUUUAAUUUCCAAAGGAGACAGACUUUCAACUUGUCUUUCAUAUCAUUCCAUUCUGAAACAGAAUAAACUAUGCUUAAUUAAUAAAGUUUUUUUUUACUUAGUUUUUUUGUGCUAUGACAUUGUGACACUAUGAUGAAUCUUGCAAUGUCAAUGUUUUUGCAUUUCUUUCAAAUGUAAAGUAGACUUCAAAAGAAAGCAAUGUACAAUGAUUAUAAGGUUGAAAUAAAAAACCUGCAUUCACA
Salvelinus namaycush (lake trout) is the source of this 1819-nucleotide messenger RNA. Its product is annotated as exportin-6-like. The record is from RefSeq and is a predicted model, not a curated record. Gene Ontology annotation, biological process: protein export from nucleus. Lineage: Eukaryota; Metazoa; Chordata; Actinopteri; Salmoniformes; Salmonidae. Gene Ontology annotation, molecular function: nuclear export signal receptor activity. Bases 176 to 496 code for a protein of 106 amino acids. The transcript has 2 exons.